Leguminivora glycinivorella is the source of this 1746-nucleotide messenger RNA. RefSeq lists its product as uncharacterized. Lineage: Eukaryota; Metazoa; Arthropoda; Insecta; Lepidoptera; Tortricidae. Bases 1 to 1746 code for a protein of 581 amino acids. The record is from RefSeq and is a predicted model, not a curated record. Gene Ontology annotation, molecular function: RNA-DNA hybrid ribonuclease activity; nucleic acid binding. The transcript has 3 exons.
AUGCUAAACAAAAGGACUAUAAGGUAUGCUGGGGAGCCACAGGCAGUAAAGGCGGUCAGGGGAUGCCCUCAAGGGGGAGUCCUGUCACCGCUGCUAUGGAACCUAGUGGUCAACAACCUCAUAACCAAACUGAACGAGGAACGCUUCUAUACAAUAGGUUACGCAGACGAUCUGACGAUCUUAAUAUCAAGUAAAUUUGCCAGUACAGUCUGCGAUCUCACUCAGUCAGCGCUUCGAAUUGUGGAACGCUGGUGCCGAGAAUUCGACCUAUCAGUCAACCCCACUAAAACAGAAAUGGUAAUGUUUACUAACAAAAGGUCUCUUGGCAACUUUACCAAACCAAAACUUUUCCAAGCUGAGCUAAAUCUAACAGAAGAGGUAAAGUACUUAGGUCUAACCCUCGACAGCAAACUCAGCUGGAACAACCACAUCAACAAACGAAUAGACAAGGCGGCAGUCGUCUUCUGGCAAUGCAGAAGGAUGAUCGGUAAGAGAUGGGGACUCAACCCGAAAAUCACCCUCUGGCUCUACAAGACGAUAGUCCGGCCAAUGCUCUGCUACGGUGCUCUGGUCUGGUGGCCAAGAACAAACCUAGGCAACGUGCGAGACAAACUACAAAGACUCCAAAGGCUCGCAUGUGCGGCCACCACUGGCUGCACGAAGUCUACUCCGACGGCAGCCAUGGAGGUCAUGUUGGGCCUUCCACCGCUAUACCUGCACAUACAGCAGGAAGCAAGCUUAUCAGCGGUAAGGUUAAAUACACUCAACAUCUGGUCUAACACAGGAGUUCUUCACACAAAAUGCCUGGAAAAAGUAUACGACGAAUUCCCAAUCCUCAGGUCAGGUACGGAUCGAAUUCAAAAACAUGUCAUCUUCGAUAAAAGGUACAAGAUACAAUUAUACGAGGACGACAACUACGAAGGGCUCAAUCCCAAGGAGCUUAGAAUCUUCACAGAUGGGUCGAAAACGGACAACGGGUCGGGCUCUGGGACCUUCUCAGAAGACCUGAACAUGUCGAUUACCACUCCGCUAGGAGCUCACAACUCGGUCUUCCAAGCUGAGUGCAUGGGCAUCAUUAACGCGGCAGCUGCCAUAACUGCAAGGAAGGUAGUAGGAUCCUCCAUCCGCAUACUCUCUGACAGUAGAGCAGUCCUUAUGGCUUUAAGGAGCCAUUUAAUUACAUCCAAACUCAUACACGAAUGCCAUAAACGACUAAUGGAGGUAAGUCAUAAAAACGAGAUCAUCCUACAAUGGAUCAAGGGACACAGCGGAUCCCGAGGUAAUGAUGCUGCAGACGAGCUAGCCAGGCAGGGGUCGAGUGCGGGGGCCAUUGGCCCAGAACCAAUUCUCCCGAUACCAUUCAGCAAGGUACGCUCAAUGCUACUAUCAUAUACAGGGAAACUACACACAGCACACUGGCUAAACCAGACUGGAUGCAGGUGCUACGGACAGUCCCCUGUGCCGAGGGUGACAGAGGAAACAGCUGCUCACGUGGUGCUGGAGUGCAGCGGGGUGGCUCCAUACAGGGCAAAAUAUCUCGGAUCUCCGAGAGACCUCCCCGAGGUCCUACUCAACAUCAAGGGUCUGAAUAUACUGGCAGGAGUCUGCUCGCCUAUGCGGCGAUGCGAGUCUGCACGCCUGAGCGGCGGUGCCAGUCUGCUCGCCUAUGCGGCGGUGCGAGUCUGCACGCCUGAGCGGCGGUGCCAGUCUGCUCGCCUAUGCGGCGGUGCGAGUCUGCACGCCUGA